Messenger RNA from Fundulus heteroclitus (mummichog), 6520 nucleotides. It is a transcript of the gene nrg2a, whose product is annotated as neuregulin 2a. The coding region runs from base 1026 to 3224 and encodes 732 amino acids. Gene Ontology annotation, biological process: intracellular signal transduction; animal organ development; nervous system development. Lineage: Eukaryota; Metazoa; Chordata; Actinopteri; Cyprinodontiformes; Fundulidae. Gene Ontology annotation, molecular function: signaling receptor binding. The record is from RefSeq and is a predicted model, not a curated record. The transcript has 12 exons.
CAGAACAGUCUCCUGAAGACUCCGAAACGCUUUCGCAGCGUUAGUCAUCGCCCGACUUCCCGGACUUACAUAUGCGGCUUCAUUUUUGCCUUUUUUCCCCCUCUCGUUGUUGAUUUCUUUUUAUUUAUUAUUUAUUUUAUUUUUAUUCUUUUGGAGGGGGCGAAAUGCCUUGGCUACAGUAGGAUGCGCUUGUAAGGAGGGAGAGCCAUGGAUUUAGGAUUUUCAUUUGUUUCAUUACAGAAAGAGAUCCCCGCCGAUGAAACACCAUGGAGUGACUGAUAUGCAGUAUUAAAAGGGGGGAGAUAGACCCUUUUGGUCCGUCGGUUUCUUGUAUCCUGCGUUUUUUUCCCCCUUUGGAGCCCCUUGGCGAUCGGUCUUAUUUUCUCUCCGUCAGCGGCUGGUAGGGGAGGCGGAGAGAGAGCCGCGGUGGAAGGCGGCGUUUUAACGCUGUAGCUGGGGUGCAGAAAUGAUUCCUUUUAUUUUUGAAUUAUAAUCUUUUAUCGUUGUCAAAUGUUUUUCCUGGAAUGAAACGGGUCUUUUUGUUUUGCGACCAGCCUCCCCCAACUUGUGCUUCACUGCAGCAUUUUGCGUCUCUUCCCUCCGUUGCAGAUGAUACGGAGAACCAUAACAGCGGCACCUUCUCACUGCAAUUUUUGGGGGCAAAGAUAAAGAGUGGCGUCGUCUUAUGGCAGCAUAACGGAGGAGGGAGGGGGUCGAGAAUUCCUUCCUUUAAAAAAAACUACAACAUUUACAAUGCCUUAUCAUUAGCAGAAAGCAGUGACUGGAUUUAAAACCCAGCGUCAUCCCCGCUGCAAAAGCUGCUGUUUACCCGCUGAAAAGCAUUUGGGGAAAAAAGCAGCGGAUCCCAAUGGCAUGGACACUUAUGCAAGGUCCGCCGCGCUGCCGUGCUACUGCUGGAGCCCACUCGCUUUCUCCUCCUUCAACCCAGGUCCACCGCCAUCGCCCCGCAGCCCAGAGUGCCCUGCCGCAACGCGACCAGCCCCCACCGAGCCAAAGCAGGCGGCAUGAGGCUUGAUCCGGUGCAUCUAUCCAUGCUGCUCAUCGGGGUCUCAUUCGCCUGCUACUCCCCGAGUCUGAAUUCCCUGCAGGACCAGGCUUACAGGUCCGCCGUGGUGAUCGAGGGCAAGGUGCAGUCCACGCCUGCGGGGAACGCGUCCGCGGAGCCGUACCGUGUGAGUGUCAAAGUGCUGGAGGUUUGGCCCCUGAACAGCGGCGGUCUGGAGCGGGAGCAGCUCGUCACCGUGGGGGAGUUCGGAUCCGAGGCUCCGUGCACCAAAGUGAAGAAGAACCACAAGUACAUCUUUUUCAUGGACCCCACGGACGAGCCCUUGGUUUUCAAGGCAUCGUUCGCACCCCUUGACACGAGUGGAAAGAACCUGAAGAAGGAUGUUGGGAGGAUCUUGUGUGAGGACUGCGCUGCUCCAAAGAUAAAACCCAUCAAGAAUCCGAUAAUCGUGGUCGAGGGAAGCAAGCUCAUAGUGAAGUGUGAGGCCACAGGAGACCCUGUCCUUAACUACACAUGGUUCAAAGAUGGCAACGAGCUUAAACGAAACAAAAAGGUCAAACUCAAACGGAAAGGCUCCAGAGUCCACAUCAACAGAGCAACACUGGAGGAUUCUGGGAAUUACACAUGUGUGGUGGAGAACACGCUGGGGAAGGACAACUCCACUCGCACUGUUAACAUCCAAAGCACAGAAAAAGGGAAAGAGGAAGCAACUACAAUAGAGCCGAAAGCGAGGGUGCAGGAGCAUACAGUAACCACAACACUAUCUCCAGACUCAGGCCAUACCAGAAGGUGCAACGACACAGAGAAGAACUACUGUGUGAAUCAGGGCGAAUGUUACUUCAUCACUGGUAUAAAUAAGAUUGCCUGCAAAUGUCAGGAAGGAUACUACGGCCAGCGAUGCACACAGAUCGAGCCACGGCGGUUGUACAUGCUCGAUCCUAAGCAUCUUGGGAUUGAAUAUAUGGAGGCAGAGGAAUAUUACCAGAAACAAGUCCUGACAAUCACGGGUAUUUGUGUGGCUCUGUUGGUGGUGGGCAUCUUGUGUGUGGUUGCCUACUGUAAAACCAAGAAACAAAGAAACAGAAUGCACAAUCAUAUGCGACAGAACAUGUAUCCUGAACAUCCCAAUCGUAACCUUGCUAACGGACCUAAUCACCCAGGACCCGGCCCGGAGGAAAUUCCUAUGGUUGAUUACAUGUCAAAGAUUGUCCCUACGACCGAGCGAGUCAUACGGCCCGCCACAGAGCGAUCAUUCCAAGCCAGUCAUGCCUCUUCCAGAUCUCACAACUCUUCCACACGAGCCCACUCAUCAACUCAAAGACACGAGGAACGGACAUGGAGCCUGGAACGUUCUGAAAGUUUCCUCUCUGACUCGCCGGGAAUGAUGUCAUCGUCCGUGGGGACCAGUAAAUGCAGCAGUCCAGCGUGCAUGGAGGCGCGGGCGCGGCGGGCUGCUCACUGUGGUUACUCUGAUCCCCAUCGGCCGGGGCUGCAGUACGGGGACUCGUUCGACUCGCUGGGAGACUCUCCACACAGCGACAGGUACGUGUCAGCCCUGACAACACCAGCCCGCCUCUCCCCGGUGGAUUUCCAUUACUCAUUGCCUCCCCAGGUGCCUACCUUCCAGAUAACAUCCCCCAAUGCCAGCCAUGCCAUGUCGCUCCCUCCUGCUGUCCACAACCCCUAUCCCCUGAAGGACGACCAGCCGCUGCUGCGCCGCUACCAGGUGCCCCUCCAUGACACCCAGUGCCAGGAGCCCUACCGACAGCAGCGCCGCUCCUACCUAAAGGACAGCAGGGGCAGCCUGCCCUCAAGCCCCUACCGGCUGGCUGAGGAAGAAGACUACGAGACCACCCAGGAGUACCUCUCCUCUCGGGAGCAACCAAAGACAAGUGGGUCCGGCGAAACCGGUAGCCGGCGCUGGAGGAGAUCCAGACUGAACGGCCACGUGGCGCCGCGCGGAUACAAGGCGUCCCGGGACUACGGAUCUCAAACCUGCCUAACAGAAAGCGAGUCAGAGGAGGACGGUGAGAGCACUCCCUUCCUCAGUAUGCAGAACAUGAACGCUGAGCCCUCCACCAUCUACAGGCCGGUGGACAGUCGGACUUCUCACUCGUCAGGGUGGCACAGUGGCCGUGACAACAUGCACACGAGACUCACGCAGCCGCGCUCCAAACCGGACAGUACGCCCCAUUAGAGAGCGACGACGAACCAACAAAAGUCAAUAUAGUAUAGACCUGCAUCUAUAAGAAAUAUUUUUAUUUUAUAUAACUGACAGAUAUUGUAAACAAAUGAAAUAUUUAUUUUCAUUUUAGCAAAAGUUGUCUACUAGUUAACAGCAAAGAAUUUUUUAUAGGGAAAACUCUAUUUAUAUGUACAUUUUGAUUUACAGCAUAAAAAAAAAAGAUGUGCCAGUUUUUUCACAACGUAAAAAAAAAAAAAAAAAAAAAAAAAAUAGAGUAAUAUUGUGGUGCCUUUUGCUGUUUGCCGAUGCCAGAGGGCGAGUGGAGGUUUUGUAGCCUUUCUUAUAUGGACGCCUCAUUUUUUAUACACAUUUAUGUUUUUUUGUUCUGUCAGAUUUUUAUUUUUAUUUUUUCCCUGUCUCACUUUUCUUUCCAAAAAAAAAAGGCAUUCUUUGAGAAGUCUUUCCCCACUGGAGCAUAACCCCUUCCAUGUCACGCAAUAUAAACCACUUCAACAUAAAGUGUGUGUUUACAUUUAAUAUGAUUCGUCCUGUAGGAUUUGGGGGUUUGGGAUGUAACAGAAAGCCUGAUAAAUACAUUGUAGAAUAUUUCUACCUUCUGACUGAUGUGUUACCCCCCCGAGAGACGGGGAAGGACGACAGUAGUGUUUUGGUUAACCGUGGGCGCGAAUGAAUCUGAGUGUGUGUGUGUGUGUGUAUGUGUGUGUGUGUCGGGGUGAGACUUUGCUUGCAUGUGUUUGUGACUGUUAGGAGAAUUUUGUGUUGUAAGUUUAAAUGUGUGGAUCUCAGAAGAGCUCGUAACGACCCGCCCCACCCCCACCCCCUCUCGCCCCCCUUGUGUAGGUGGACAGGUAAGGCUUGGCUGUGCCACGCAGGUCAUUGCUUAAUGAUGUGUUUACAACGCUGUGGCCCCAAGCCUGCCCCUAUUUUGUCCUUUUUUAUUUACAUCCUCGCAGCUUUUUGUCCUCGUGUUAGUCUGUACGUGGCCAACAAACACUUAGCUGCUUGGCACAGAAAGGGGAUGCCUACGUCGGAGGCCGAGACAAAAGAUAUCAUCUGUUUUCGCUCAAAAGCCCUUUUCUCCUCACACAGCUCACCAUCGUUCUGUUUCCAUUCUGUUUCUGUGGCUCGUGUUAAAGGUCACACAGUGUCUCAGGAUUUCCACACGUUCCCCCCCACCUUCCACACCCACUUUCACCUCUUCCUCGAGGAAGGCCUACCUAAGACGAUGGUUCUCGGAAGUUGAGGACCUGGAGGUAAACGCGAGUCCUCUGAACGCCCCACGCGCAAAGAAAAGGAAAGCUAGGCGGAAGCAGCUCGUUCGGAGUAGAGUAAAGACAAUGUAGUGAAAUAGCUGUGAAAUCUACGGAGGGUCAUACAAUGCAAAAAUAUGCAAACUUUAUAUUUUGCUGUUUGAUGACAUCAUUUUCUAAGAGGUGACUGUAGCGUGUUGUGUGUGCAAAGAACUCUGUAAUGCCUAUAGUGUAGAAUGAGACAAAUGGGUACCCAUCUGAGUUCUUUUUAUAGCCAUUAUGCAGACAUCCAUUCGUUUGGGGGAGCCUUUCUCCUUCACUUGUCCAUAGAGCGACUGUGUUCGUGGCAAGGGUUUGUUCAGACCUCUCCACCUUAAACACAUACUUCCAAAUACUGUCUCCUCUAGUGGUACUGUGUACUGCUUUGUCUAUCUGACAAAUAUUAUCAUUUUGAAUUUACUCCAUAAAUGUUUGAUUAUUUUUAAGAUGCUCAUGUAUUACACAACAUCGCUCUCAUUUAAAGUAGAGAUGUGCCAAGGAUUAAACCAACCUUGUCUGGUGACUGGUCAGUCAGAAACUCAAAAAUCCCAUAUUUUCCCAAGUAUUGAACACAGCGUUUUGUAAGCGUUACCAAUGACACUUUUCUGUUUACGCUGUUAGAGAAAGAGGACUUGAAAAGGUUUGCAGACGAGUGGGGUCCAUAGAGAGUGUUGGACUUGAUAAGUGUCUCUUUUUAAAUUGUUAAACAUGUUGGUGGUGCAUGACGCCUUUUCAGUUUUAUUUUAUUUGCAAGCAUCACCGCUUCUGAAGGAACUAGCCUCUGGGGGUAACUCCAGUGAUCUUUCUUGCCGCAGUUCAAUGUGUACCAGACAUGGCAAGUAAUCAUGGGCAUGGUGUAGGUUUCGCUUUAAAAACAGCAGUUACCGUGGCACACAGAUCUAUCUACAUUUGCUACAUCUCAUUCUCAAUUACAGUUAUCCCAAGUCAGCUGACGCAGCGCUGUGACCGCCUUUCUUAAAGCGCCAGAGACCGUAACAGGAAGAGGCUGUUUUCAACUUCCACUUUGUUGCAACAUCUAGCUGGGAUACAGAGUAGCAUCUUAAUAAUAUUUUAAGGAUGAGUGAGAGGUGCUAGUUUUCAGGUGUUACUGGAGACUCACACGUGAACGCUCAUAUUGGCUUUACUUUUCCCAGAAAGCAGCAGGUGCUUUAUUGGCCUGAGUUUUAAAGCACUCACACAUGACCCGGUCCUCACUCAGUAGUACAUCCCAGCUGUAGAGAGACUAGGACAUUUUUUCUACAUUUAUAUCCAGACUGUAAUGGCUGAAAUGUUGUUUCUUUUAAUCUUCAAAGUUUAUUUUACCAGCUUCGAAUUAAGAAAACUAAACAUAUAAAUUCAGUUUCAAUGUGCCAAAACGUCCUUUCUUACUUCUACAGAGUCAAUUACAGAUAUACAUACUUGGCCAAUUAUGUAUACUGACACUGUCAAGCCAAUAUCUGCUUUUCUUAUUUUUCAGUAGUUAACAAAAAUACAUUGUGGCAAAUUAACAAAAGAGCAAAUUGACAUACUGAAAGGGAUUAACUUAUUACAGGAAAUAUUAUUUGGAUUUAAUCAUCUCAGACUUGAGUUAAUGGUUUACAUUUUCUUGGGGAAUACACACAAAGACCAAUGUUCAUUUCUACUAAUGCCAGGAGUACUAAGCAUCAUAAUUGCUAAUAUAAGUUACUGGCAAUUUUUGUUUUAGAAUAGUAAAUCCCUGUUUGAAAGCAUCUGUUCUCUCAAGCACACAACAGGUUGUCAACUCUCUUCAGUCUUUGAAUAAUAACCUACACUUAGGAAAUGAAAGGGAAUCAAAAGGUUGCUACCAAGCUCCGACUGGUGCAUCUCUACUUUAAAGGGGCAUGUUAAGAAGUGACAGCCAAUAAUCAUACACCACUGUUGGUCUGUUCCUAUUUAUUCUUUAUAAAAUAGCAACUGAAUGCUGAAUUGUCCCAUGAAUAUUGACCCAAAACUGUCAAAAAAAAAAAAAAAAAAAAA